Messenger RNA from Frankliniella occidentalis (western flower thrips), 482 nucleotides. RefSeq lists its product as uncharacterized. The transcript has a single exon. Gene Ontology annotation, biological process: DNA replication. NCBI's taxonomy places the organism in Eukaryota, Metazoa, Arthropoda, Insecta, Thysanoptera, Thripidae. The annotation marks the transcript as partial. The record is from RefSeq and is a predicted model, not a curated record. Gene Ontology annotation, molecular function: nucleotide binding; DNA-directed DNA polymerase activity; DNA binding.
AUGGGGGUUGAACCUGUGCUCCAGGGUGGCAAAAUCAUAAGCAUGAAGGUGGGCAACUGGAAAUUCAUAGACUCACUCAUGUUUAUGCCAAUGCCACUCAGUGCAAUGCCUAAAUCCUUUGGGUUGACAGAACUCAAGAAAGGCUACAUGCCUUUUCUGGCUAACAAGCCUGAGUUCUACAAAUACGAGGGGCCCAUGUUGGACAAGGCCUACUAUUGUGUCUCCACAAUGAAGGCGCCAGCAGCAAGGGAGUUCAAUAAAUGGCACGACGAGCAAGUUGAAAAGAAUUACGUUUUUAAUUUCAGACGUGAACUUUUCGACUACUGCAUUUCGGACGUGACCAUACUCCGACAGGCUUGUCCGGCGUUCAGGAAGCAGUUUCAGGAGGUGGCGGGUUUCGACCCGAUGUUCAACUGCAUGACGCUCAGCUCUGCCUGUAUGGCUGCGUUCCGCAGGAACUUCCUGAAAAAAAGACACAAUUG